AUGGAGAGCAAAAAAAAACACAUGGAGAAGGGUUAGCAGGAGAGGUUCAGAGAAAGCUGAUGGGGAAAGACUUGCAACACUUGAACACCAAACAAGCCAGUGAAGAGAGAGCCCUUGAAACCUCUUGCCUCUCUAGCUACAGACUACCCCUGUGUGCAUUGCGUUUUUCUGGCAUGAUUGGGGGGAGCACUGUGUGAUGAUGAAGCCUUUCCUGAACCAGGCAGGUGCUCCAGCCAAGGCAGAGUGACUCGGCUGGCUCUGCACUGCCCUGUGUGCCCUGUGCAAUGGCUUUUGCUUAUAGGGCUGCUCUCAUGCCAAGGUUGUGUCUGGUUGUCCUGCACAGCAGUGACAGAAAUCUAUCCAUGGCUGGCAUGUCCUAUGCAUUUUGGCUUCUUGCUAUAGAUUUGACCUUUAGUGGAACAUGUUGCAAGGCUUGGGUGAGGUGGAAGUUCUGAAUCCUGAGCUACAUCCUGCAUGGCUGCCUGCAAAUGCCCAAGUAGUUUUCAGCUGUGCUAUGGGUUUCAAAUGUCUAAUAUGAUUCUGGCUCAUUAAUAAUUCUCAAGAUAAAAACCAGGAAUAUAAUGAGCAACCUGUAUUGUCGAAGUGCUGUGCACAGAGUUACUGUGUUUGCACACCUCAUUAAGCAAGAGGGAUGCAACAUCUAAGUGGGGCAGACCUACAUGCAAGUAAUGUUCUCUCACCUGGUCCAAGGCAGGAAAAUCCAGCUUGGCUUCAAACAGUUUUUGCUGACUUUCUGGGAUUCACUUAUGUUUGUUUUAAAACAUGACAAAGAUGCAGUUAGUUUGCGUCUCUAUCUUUUUUCCCUUCCAUUUGUCAACUGAGUAUAACUAUUGUGUGGGUUUUCUUCCUGGAUUGCUUAUUCAGCACAUUUGAAAAGAAUAUUGAGUAUUCUGGAUAGUCAUAAAUGCAACUGCAGUCCUAAAUUGGAGUCCUGGGUAUCUGAUGUGGAUUUGCACCCAUUUUAUGUGCUCUUAUGAUGGCUGUAGUUAUAUUUCACCAUGUAUAUAUGAAAGUAAUACCAUGUUUUACACAUCUUAAAGAAACUGUGGGGAUAUCCUGGGUAUGAUCAGGACAUGUAUGCCUUCAGAUUCAUCUUUUAAAAGCUCAUUUCCUGCCAACAAUACAUUCUAAGUUCUUUAAAUAUGAAACUGAUGUUACAUUAGCCAGUCUGAAAAAACUCAGCUGAAAUUAAUGCAAAUGAUUAGGUGGUAUGUAGCACACUCUUGCAAUGGAAAUGGAGUCUAUUAUUAGGCAGCCUGAUAUGUGUGGAAAUAUGACUAGUGAUCUGUAACAGUUUCCUGAUGUAACCCUACCCAGCAGUGAGGAAAGAGCCCUGACUGUUGAUGAAUUUUAUUUGCUUCUGCAAGCAAUAUGGGCUAGGACACCUUGCCCCAGCCAGCUGAGCACUAUGAUUUUAUUAAUGUUGUCUUUAAUCGGUAAACAAGAACCAAGAUUUUAAUGUUUUGAAUUUUACUUUUCUAGUUUUGCAGGGUUCCUUUCCAGAGGAAGCUAUUUCCAGAGAUGCUGCAACUUACAUUUUAUCUGAGAGCCUUUCCUUCUGUUUUCAUGCUUCAUUCAAAUCAUGAGCCCAUAGGUUCAAAUGUUUUUUAGAAGAUGGAAGGACAGAAAUCAUUCUCCUCUGUACAAGUUAGGCACACAACAAAUAAGGUUUCACCAGAUCUACAGUCCAGCAGAGAAAGAAGCACAUUUGGUGUUCCUCUGGAAACCCUCGUACAAGAUGCAAAGCAAUGUGGGGUUCCUUCUCUUGUGACACAGAUGGUGGAGUACCUGGAGGUAUUUGGUCUGGAGCGUGUUGGUGUAUUUCGAAUUGGUGGCUCAGCAAAUAAAAUCAAGGAAUUGAGGCAGAAGUAUAAUCAAGGGGAAAAAGUAGACCUUAUUAAUGAUGGAGAUGUUGAUUCUGUGGCCAGUCUCCUGAAGCUCUUUCUGAAAGAACUACCAGUGGCUGUUUUUCCAGACAAUAUUUGUUCUGGCUUGCUAAAAACUUUCCAAGAGCACAAAAUCAACACGACAGAAUGCAUAGAACACCUGAGACAGCUGCUCAGCUGCCUGCCCAAAGCCCAUCAAAACCUUCUUCAGUUCCUGUGUGCUUUCUUGUUAAAGGUAGCAACCUACAGUGCAGUGAAUUUCAUGACUCUGGAAAACCUGGCCAUCGUGUUUGGACCUGCUUUGUUCAAGAUUCCUGUCAGUCCCUUGGCUUAUGAAGAACAAAGGCUUUACAAUGGCCUCCUGCUGUAUUUGCUUCAACACCAGGAGAUGCUUUUUGUUGACUUGAACCCUCGUUUCUCACAGAGACAAGCAGAUGGCCUUCAGGCAAACAAUACAGAAGAUGCAGGAGGAGACAGACUCACAUUGCUAAGCAUUCAGGAUAAGUCCUUCAACACCCCAGCUUUAGCAGAGUGUGACGGGUAUUCAGGCUCUGUGCAUGAAGAUCAAGCAGGCAGCUCCAGUCCCAGAGACAAUGAUAACAAAGAAAAUUGCCCGGACAACUCUGCUGUUUUAGAGGAAAGGCAGCUGCCUUUGCAAGACACUCAGCAGCACAAGCAGCAGGUUGUGAUUGACUGCGCUCUAAAGCCUGAAAUGGGCAACUUAAAGCUGAGGAAACCUAAGCCCAUUGUAAAGCUAGAAAAUGGAAAAAGCCAUGAGGAAAGUCAGGAGCUGGAGUGUGCACUGCCAGGCCUCACGGAGUGGCAGGGGAAGGCUGGAUCCUCAGCUAAUAACUAUGCACAGAACGUGGCUUUGAAAUGCCAGGAAGCAGUCGUGAGAUUCCAACCAAGAAUAGAUCAGAACACAAGCAUUUCACCAAAAGAAGGAACUGAUCAAUUUAACAGCUUAAAUGAGAAUUCUUUGUUGAAGCUGCAAGCCCUGGAAACUGAUUUGUGCUCUGCGUUUCUGCCAGCCCAGGAGGAAACUCCCCAGUUGCCGGCACCCAAGGACACAGCCCCUUCUCCAGCGCAAAGCAGUGUGCAAGCUGAUGGGGCCAGUUGUGGAGAGCAAUAUCACUUCAUUUCUCCUAUUAUUGAUUUUAAUUUAAUGCAUCAGCAGAGAGAUAGCGAAGAGCCUGUGCCAGCCCACAGGGACUGGCAGAAUGACAUGGAGAGCAGCCCACAGGAACAUCACUCCCUCGGGACCAGCCGACUGCUGUAUCACAUCACAGAUGGAGACAAUCCUCUCUUGUCACCACGCUGCUCUAUCUUUAGCCAAAGUCAGAGAUUUAAUCUAGACACAGAGUCUGCCCCUUCUCCACCAAGUGAUCAACCUUUCAUGAUGCCAAGAAGUUCUUCUAGGUGUAGCUGUGAAGACUGCAAAGAACCACAGACAGUAACACAACUUACCAAGCAUCUUCAGAGCCUCAAGAAAAAAAUUAGGAAGUAUGAAGAAAAGUUUGAGCAAGAAAAGAAAUACCUGCCUUCGCAUGGUGACAAGACUUCCAAUCCUGAAGUUCUGAAGUGGAUGAAUGCUCUGGCCAAAGGUCGGAAGCAGCUCAAAGAGCUGAAACUCAGACUGUCAGAAGAGCAAAACUGCACCUCCACAGCACCCCAAAGAAAUGAGCACUGUGAAGGCAGUGGGACCUCUAAAGAGGCUGGCACACAGGAGGCCACAAGUAUGGAACCAGCUCCCUCAGUGGAUGAAACCAUGGAUAGUGUGUUGAGACGACUAAAGGAGAAAAGACAACACUUCAACAUUCCUGAGACUAUAAAGGAUAUGACAAAAAAGCAAAUGGCUUUGGAAAAAAUCAAUCUUCAGAAAUGUCUACUAUAUUUUGAGAGUAUUCAUGGACAACCUGUAACUAAGCAAGAAAAGAGUCUCAUGAAACCUCUUUACGACAGAUACAGAAUUAUCAAGAAACUUCUGGCCGCUCCAUCCUUGAUCACAACAAUUCAGGAGGAGGAAGACUCAGAUGAAGACCAUUCUCAAAGCACCCAUGAGUUAUCAUCUGGUCCAAUGUCUUGCUUUCCUGUUGAAGAGCACCUGUGUUACUCACAGGAGGAGAGUGAGCCUGCACAUAUUUCACCCCUAGAUGAGAAGAAAGUUUACAGGCAAACAGCCUUGUCUAUGUCCAAUUUACAUGAGGCAACAAUGCCCGUUCUGCUUGAACAUCUCAGAGAAACGAGGGCUGAUAAGAAGAGGCUUCGCAAGGCUCUUCGAGAGUUUGAGGAGCAGUUCUACAAACAGACAGGAAGGAGUCCUCAGAAAGAAGAUCGGGUGCCAAUGGCUGAGGAAUACUCUGAAUACAAGCACACAAAAGCAAAAAUCAGGCUCCUGGAGGUUCUCAUUAGUAAGCAUGAUAUUUCCAAAACGAUUUGAAGGGAAUGCAAUGCUGUGAUAUUGAUCUCUAGGAAAAAAAAAAAAUCCAAGCAAACAAACAAGUAAUGAAAAAGAGAAAGUAAUUUUGCAGGUCUUGGUCUGCUGCACAAUUAUUUGACACACUGAGAUUUUUGAUGCACUUUACCAGUUAUAAUAACUGUGAUGAGAGAGGACAGCAAUAUGCAAGAUGGGUGAGUGGACUAUAGAAUAUAUUUUUCCUUUUGAAAAAGCCUUGAAGUGCACUGUGAGAAUGUUAAAAAAUUAAAAGGAUACUGAAGUGAUGUAGAUUCUCAGUUUGGAGAACUGAGAAUUGCUCUAAGUGUGAGGAAAUGUUCUGCACGUUUUUAGUACAUCUUAGUACAUGCUAAUGUGCCACACGUUUGUUUCCAGAAUUAACAUGUAUUAUAACUAAUUAAUAAUGUUGGCUAUCAAGGUGCUGAUUCACUAGGUUAAAAGAAAUGAAUUAAGGCGAGUGAAAGAAAAACUCAGAACAUACUCUAGCUGUCAGGACAGAGUGGCCAUUCAGUUCCAGUGUCUUCAAAAAAAGGUACACAGGAAGAAGCAGUGCCAGGAGUAGAGCAGAGUGAUGCUGCUUAUGCAAGAACAGGCCAGAACGUGAUGCCAAAUGGAAAUAGUGGUGUUAUAGGAAUAAGAGAAAGUGCUUGGCAAAACAAAAUAGCUACAGGUGGCUGAGAAAAGGUGGAACAAAUGUACUGGCUGCUGUCCUUUACACUAGUUCACAGGACCUGGCUCACACAAUUUAAAAGUCAGUAAAUAGAUCAACUACAUGCUAAUUUUGAUUUCUCUAUUAACCUUUGCACUUUGGUUUGCCUGAUGCUAUAACAUUUGCUUCUCUAACUACCAAAGCUCGUUUAGACGCAUGCACUUUGUAAAAUGUUGAAGUACUUCUUGUGUUAUAAAUUGCCACAUAUAUAUAUAUAUGAAAACAGGACUAGAUUACUGCAUUAUGCUAAGAUAUUUUGGAUAGAUAAAGUACAUGGUAUAUAAGUGAGUGUCACAGUUAUCUGAUGAGGACUGCUAGACUUCUUGUUUACUGAGAAUAAGGUUAGAAGUUAUUUUUCCAUUGGAGUUACACAUCUUCCUUAACUUUCAGAACACUACACUUCAUAAUAUUAAGGAGAAUUGUCACUGUUUGUGAUAGGCCAUUGGUGUGAAAAGUGGACUAGUAAUAGAAGGAGUAUCGGUAGGUUUCGUACUAGAAAUGAAAAGCAGGGAUUCUGGGAAAUUCCUAGCCCAGACAGAAAGAAGGGAAGAAUUACUAACAG
This is a messenger RNA of Parus major (Great Tit), 5633 nucleotides long. RefSeq names its product family with sequence similarity 13 member C (gene FAM13C). The transcript is spliced from 22 exons. The record is from RefSeq and is a predicted model, not a curated record. Lineage: Eukaryota; Metazoa; Chordata; Aves; Passeriformes; Paridae. The coding region runs from base 1636 to 4347 and encodes 903 amino acids. Gene Ontology annotation, biological process: signal transduction.